UGUUGUCUCGCUUCACAGGUUACAAGCGUCGCUCUUGCAUGAACCCAAUUUAUUUAAGCUUAGUAAUAAAGGGUCUGAACACAGUAAUUCCCCCUUGCACUCUCUCUCUCUCUCUCUCUGCCCCAACAACCAAACAGAACAGUUUUUUUUUUUUUUUUGGGGUCUUUCCUCUUCUUCUUCGUCUUUUGGUGUUAGCCGUUGAAUGAUUCUCAGUUCGCUUUCGUUCAAAGUAUUGAAUUAGAAUUUAGAAAUGCCCCUCCAUUGACCCUCAAUCCCUCAACUCCUCAAGUCGUCACCUCUUGCGUUUCUCUAUCGUUCUCUUUUUUUCUCAUUCUUCUCUUCAAAUACGAAGACCCAUUAACGGAAUCGAUCCAAAGAUGCUUCUCUUCCCUAUAGUAGGGCGGUUUGCUCCAUCAAAUACACUAUGAGUACUGAUUCUCAGAGCCCAUCUUCAGACGACGUUGACUUCGCUUCUGUCGCCACCGGAGAACUGAAUGGUAGGCACAGUUCAAGGAGCGAUGAUGGAACUCAAACGCCAUCCCCUGGAAGGGUCCCUGAACCGUCCAGGCAUUGGAGAGAUGUUUUCUGGUUGGGGGUAUUCACCGUGCAUUUGGUUGCGUUCGGAGUCUUUCUUGCCGUUGUUGGGUUCAAUAGAUUUAGGAAGGCUGACAGGCUUAACAUUGACAGAUACACAACCGUAAUAGUUGAGAAACGUAAAGGUUUGACCGAGGACUACUGGCCUUCGUACGCAGUUGCAGGGGGUGUUGGUACAAUUCUUGGAUGGGCUUGGUUGCUUUUACUUGGUUCUCGAGCAAAUCAGAUGAUGAAGGUUUCAGUACACAUUUUAACUGCUUACUUGGCUAUUAUAAGUGUGUUGUGCUUCUGGGGUAAACAGUUUUUUUGGGGUAUUGCAUUUGCUAUCGGUUCGUCUCUGCAGUUCUUGUAUGUAAUUUCAGUUAUAGACAGACUUCCCUUUACAAUGCUGGUGUUGCGAAAAGCUGUGAAGCUGAUAUGGAGCCUUCCUGAAGUCAUGCGGGUAGCAUAUGCAUUCAUGGUUGUCAUGUUAUUGUGGAUGGUAAUAUGGUCUUUUGGAGCAUCUGGUGUUGUUGCUUCAAGUUUUGGUGAUGGUGGACGCUGGUGGCUUCUUGCGGUGCUUUCAGUGAGUUUAUUCUGGACAGGUGCUGUCCUUUGUAAUAUAGUUCAUGUUAUAGUAUCUGGAAUGGUGUUUCUUGUCCUCAUCCAUGGUGGUCGAGAAGCUGCAUCAAUGCCACCCAAGCCGUUGACGAAGUCACUACGGUACGCUGUUACAACUUCUUUUGGGAGCAUCUGCUAUGGAUCACUCUUCACUGCUGCUAUCCGGAUGUUGCGGUGGGAGAUAAGAGGUUUCCGCUCCAAGAUUGGCAACAAUGAGUGUUUGCUUUGCUGUGUUGAUUUUUUGUUUCAGCUUGUGGAGACACUUGUUCGUUUUUUCAACAAGUACGCUUAUGUCCAGAUAGCAGUUUCUGGUAAAAGCUUUAAUCGUUCAGCAAGGGAUGCUUGGGAAUUAUUCCAGUCUACCGGUGUCGAGGCACUUGUUGCCUAUGAUUGUUCAGGUGCGGUUCUGCUGAUGGGCACUGUCUUGGGUGGGCUUAUUACGGGAACUUGCGCAGGAAUUUGGACAUGGCUUAAGAUACACGAUAGGGUGCUUAUGGUUGGAUCUACUUCUAUGUUGAUGGGGAUGAUCCUGGUAGGGGUAGCAAUGGUGGUCGUGGAAAGUGCUGUUACAUCCUUGUACAUCUGCUAUGCUGAAGACCCAUUAUUAAUUAACAGAUGGGAUACUGAUUUCUUCAACCAGAUGUCUGAGGUCUUACACCAACGUUUGCAGCACAGAAGCGCACGUGCCAGGGAAGUGCUGACCGAGAUCCACAAUCAGCUUGGUAGCCAAAGACGUGAAUCUAUCUCUGUUUGAGAGCCAACCACAACCUAUUGCAGAGUUCACAAGUGCACGAUGUAACAAAUUCAUUCAAAAUUUAUUCAAAUGGUCUUUAUAAAUGUAUCACAUUGUCCUCCCCCACCCCCUUCUCUUCCGAGGCAAAAGAAAAUCAAAUGUUGCAUUCAUAAUACAAGUUCAUAGAUCUUCAUUCUGUGAGUAGGAUUUUUUAUC
Molecule: messenger RNA, 2143 nt
Organism: Macadamia integrifolia
Lineage: Eukaryota; Viridiplantae; Streptophyta; Magnoliopsida; Proteales; Proteaceae
Product: CTL-like protein DDB_G0274487
Exons: 7
Coding region: 425-1948 (507 amino acids)
Biological process (GO): transmembrane transport
Cellular component (GO): membrane
Molecular function (GO): transmembrane transporter activity
Source: RefSeq, a predicted model, not a curated record